Paramecium pentaurelia is the source of this 681-nucleotide messenger RNA. The record is from the annotation of a GenBank genome assembly. NCBI's taxonomy places the organism in Eukaryota, Ciliophora, Oligohymenophorea, Peniculida, Parameciidae.
UAUGAAACACAAUUAACAACUUCCAAAUGCUCAUAUGAGAAAACAUUGGACUAGAUUUGUAAAGACAUUUUAUAAUCAACCAGCAGCUAAAAGAAGAAGAUAAUUAAGAAGAAGAACAUAAGCUUUAUGUAUGUGCUUUAUUCAAUAAUAAUAAUAGCUGCAUCUCCAAGACCAGUUGAGCUUCUUCGUCCAGUUGUGAGAGGUUAAACAAUAAAAUAUAAUAAUGUCUAAAAACUUGGAAGAGGAUUUUCAUUGAUUGAAUUAAAGGAAGCAGGACUCAAUGCAGCAUUUGCUAGAACAAUUGGAAUUUCUGUUGAUCAUAGAAGAAGAAAUUUAAACUAAGAAGAAUUGAAUAAUAAUGUUAAGAGAUUAAAGGCAUAUCUCUCAAAAUUAGUACUUUAUCCAAGAGUUGCAGGUAAACCUAAGAAUGGAGUUGUUAAAGAUUCUACAAAUGAAGCUGUUGCUUAACCAGUUGCUUAAAAUACAAAUCCAGAGGUAGGAAUAUAGCUAUAUUAAAGGUCAUCACAUUCUAAAGAACACCAAAAAGAGAAAAGGCCACUGUAAUUUCAAAAGAAUUAAGAGCAAAGAAUGUUUACAGAAGAAUAAGAUAGGAAUGGUAUAAUGCUAAAUUUGUUGGUGUUAAAGAGAAGAGAAAGUAAGCAAAAGAAACAAAAAAAUGAC